Contarinia nasturtii (swede midge) is the source of this 1206-nucleotide messenger RNA. Its product is annotated as DTW domain-containing protein 1. The record is from RefSeq and is a predicted model, not a curated record. Gene Ontology annotation, biological process: tRNA modification. Lineage: Eukaryota; Metazoa; Arthropoda; Insecta; Diptera; Cecidomyiidae. Bases 97 to 1146 code for a protein of 349 amino acids. Gene Ontology annotation, cellular component: nucleus. The transcript has 3 exons. Gene Ontology annotation, molecular function: tRNA-uridine aminocarboxypropyltransferase activity.
UUAGCUGUCGCGUGUUUUUGGUACACAAACAAAUUAUUGUCAUAGAAUUUAGUUGGCUAGGUAUUCAUUUGGAAAAGAUUGAAAUUAUUUGUGAAAAUGACUGAUUUACGUGAAAAUAUGAACGCAGUUCGAUCCGAAGAAGAGCCAAUUGAAACGGAUAAUAAAAGUGAAAAAUUUGGUCAUCGUGAUCCCUUUGAAUUUAUGCGAAUUGAUGAUAAUACAUUUUUGUAUGACAUGGACAGUCGAAGUCCGUGUCCAAAAUGUUCGAAAUCUCGUAAAUUCUUUUGUUACACAUGUUACGUUCCCGUUCAAGAUCUAGAGAAUCGAUUGCCAAAGGUUGAACUGCCCCUCAAAAUCGAUAUUAUCAAACAUCAAAGAGAAAUUGAUGGUAAAUCGACCGCAAUCCAUGCAGCUAUUUUGGCUGCAGACAACGUUAACAUUUACACAUACCCUGAUAUACCUGAUUAUAGUCCUGAUGAUGAAACGGUUUUGAUAUUUCCGACACAUAAUUCCAUUCAUGUCGAUGGGAUAUUCGAUAAUCAUGUUCGGUUACAAACGUUUGACGACCUAAAUCUACCUCGGGGAAUAAAUCAAACCACAUUGUUAAAACAUCGUCUAACCGAAGUCAUGAAUGAAAAGGAACCAAAUGGCCGUCGUAAACAUUUCACGUAUAAUUUAGAAAAUCUACCAAUAAAAAAGGCUGUCUUCAUUGACAGUACAUGGAAUCAAUGUAAGAGCAUUUUCAAUGAUAAGCGUGUCAAUUGUUUGCGUACGGUUGUGUUGCAAAAUCGUCUGUCACAAUUUUGGCGACAUCAAAGAGGCAGUCCCAGAUGGUACUUGGCAACGAUUGAAGCAAUUCAUCAAUUUCUAUUGGAAGUGCAUAUCAAUGCAUGGGGCUUGGAUCAUUCAUAUAAAGCGUUUGGACCACUUGAAAUGCAGACCGAUUUUAUUCGCGAUGACAUGAUCAUCAAAAUCGAACAACAAAAUGAGUCGGAAUCGAGCAGUAACAAUGGUUCUAUGACAAUUUGCUCCCCGUAUUGUGGACAAUACGAUAAUUUAUUCUUCUUUUUCACAUAUAUGUACCAUUUGAUUCAUACAUUCUACGAUCACAAUGUUUUGAAAGCCUAUCGGCGACCCGUAUUGUAAAUAUGAUGAAAAUAAAUUUGAAUUCUCUCUUGAAUGAAUAAAAGAACGUGUAAAAUUUCA